This is a messenger RNA of Spirodela intermedia, 1613 nucleotides long. NCBI's taxonomy places the organism in Eukaryota, Viridiplantae, Streptophyta, Magnoliopsida, Alismatales, Araceae. The record is from the annotation of a GenBank genome assembly.
AUGGAUCUGGGUUCGAUUUUCUCCAAAGCGGAGGAGAAAGAGAGGAGCUAUCAGGACUAUCUAUAUGCCCUCCAGGAGGAACGAAAGAAGAUCCAGGUCUUCCACAGGGAACUGCCCCUUUCCCUUCACCUCGUGACCUACGGUGAGUACGUAGAACUUGUGGGCCUCAUCGAUCUUCGCGGCCCAUCUCGGAUUUUGCCUUCUUACGUUUGAAAUCCUCGGAAAAACUAAAUCUUUCUGUUAAUUCGGUGUUUUUCCGGAAGCUAUUGAGAGCUGCCGGCGACAGAUUGCGGCGGAGCUCUUCCCCCCGAGGGCUGACUUCCGGUCCGGGCAUGAGGACGAGGAGUUGAUCAGCGACGGCGCCCCCGCCUUAGAGGAAUUCAUUCCCAUGAAGCUCAAUUCUAGCACGCCGGAGGUCGACGACGAGGAGUCCGGCGACACCGCCAUGAGGAAACGCGACUGGCUGAAAUCAGUUCAAUUAUGGACGCCCCAUCCGAGUGAAAAGGACGACGUAAGGAUGCCCCAUUUCCACUUACGGCAGUUUUUAUUUCUGUCAAGGGAAUUUCAAAGUUGAUGGAUUCCUCCUCCCUUGUGAUCGAUCAUUUUAGAAAGCCCCUUGGAUGCCAGUUUCUGGGAAGGAGAACAAGUCCACCAUUACAUUCCUCACUUUCCUCUCGCAGAAGCGGCCCUUCCAAGAGCCGGUGGUGCUCUCAGUGGACACACAGCCGGUGCCAGCUUCCUCUCCGCCGCCGCAGACGGCGAGUUCCACUUCUGAGACCAGAGGAAUGAGAGGGAGCAGCUCCAGCGGCGCAGAUGAGAAGCGCCCACAGACCCACCGGAAGACUCGCCGGUGCUGGUCCCAGGAGCUCCACCACCGCUUCCUCGACGCCCUGCACCAGCUCGGCGGCACCGAGGGUAACUCUCUCUCUCUCUCUCUCUCUCUCUCUCUCUACGUGUGUAUAUUUCUGUGGAGUGAUUUCUGAAAGAACGAAGUUGAGAUCCAAUUAUGUUUUAUUCAGUGGCGACGCCGAAGCGGAUCAGGGAGAUCAUGAAGGAGGACGGGCUGACCAACGACGAGGUGAAGAGCCACCUUCAGGUAUGUACUCACCACAACAUUUUGAUAACGUGUUCAUUUACCAGGUCGUCAAUUAUUCAUAGAAUUUCAUGCCAUCGAAAAUCGUAGUCAUUUUCAUGACGUUGACCUAUAAAGUUUUGUCAUUAAUUGCAUCAAUACAACAUAUUUACGGAGACUUUUUGCUGUUCUUAGCCGACGGUUGCAUAACUUAAGAUAAUCCCACGUUAAAACCGACCAAUUAAAUCAUAAGAUUAAAAAAUUAUAAUAUGUGGAUUCCGAAUCGAAUUAUAUGGGACGUAGUUUUCUGAGAUUUUGACUCAUUCCUAGCGGUUUCUGAUUGUGGUGAACAUCGUUUCAGAAAUAUCGUUUGCAUUCGCGGCGCCCAUGCCACACGUCCCAAGGCAACUCUGGAAACGCUCAGCAUCAACAGGUUGUCUUCGUCGGCGGCAUAUGGGUGCCCUCGUCGGACUACACCGCCACCAUCGCCGCCGCCACGGAGAGGCGACCCACGGCGAAGCAGGCCGCAGCGGGUCCUUAG